Messenger RNA from Daphnia carinata, 2140 nucleotides. RefSeq names its product centrosomal protein of 19 kDa-like. Gene Ontology annotation, biological process: trans-Golgi to periciliary membrane compartment transport; microtubule anchoring at centrosome. The record is from RefSeq and is a predicted model, not a curated record. Bases 1424 to 1945 code for a protein of 173 amino acids. Lineage: Eukaryota; Metazoa; Arthropoda; Branchiopoda; Diplostraca; Daphniidae. Gene Ontology annotation, cellular component: spindle pole; centrosome; ciliary basal body. The transcript has a single exon.
UAGUAAAACGUUUGAACACAUAAUCGUAAACUGCUCUGUUUGUACAGUAUAUGCCCAAAGGCUGCUUAAACUUUUCCUCUCAACAAAUUUGUUUUUUCCUUGCAUAUUCAUUUAGUCAACUUGUGUAUAUCUGGAUGCAAUUGAUUCAACAUCCUUUUCUCACGAUCGAGCACGUACGUCCAUAAAGAACAGACUGUUUUCUUUAUCAGGCUCUACCUCCUCAUCGUUUAGCUAAAACUACGCCUAUGUAUUUAAAUCCAAAUGAAUUAAAGUACCCGUAUAAACAUUUGGAAUAGAUCAAGUCACGUGUCGCGACUCGUUGAUGAAGCUCCAACUCAUUUGCGUUCCUGUCACAACAUUUUCAACAUAGUGUAGAUACAGACCGAAAAAAAAGGGCGGGAUUGCUCACGCUACCCCAACAUCCUACCCUCUCCGACACGAAACUUUAUGUCUGUUGCGGCCAAAAAAAGUUUUCUCCCCGCUUCACAGCAUACGUAUAAUUACACGCGGGGGCCAGACAUAUAGGGGCCAGAUACGUUCGUAUGAUAAUAUCCAUAGUAGAGAAUACAAAUAAAACUUAAACUAGAUUCAAGUCGUACGUAUACAUUCGUUCGUCUUUUGAAGAUUUGCGUGUCUGCAAAAAAAAUGUGUUCCAGACAGACAGCUAUAUAUAGUAUACUAUAUACUAGAAAAAACAAGCUAUAGAGUGCAUUGCACGAAAGGAACUAUCAAACAGGGGGGUAGGAAUAAAGGGGGGAAUAAAAAGAGUCAAUCCGCCGAGGCAGGGGCAGAUCUUUUUAGCUGAUGGGCGGUCUAUAGUCUUUCCACUGACAUAAUAAUGUCUCGUCUGACUGUCUCAGCCCUUCCAACCGGGUUGAUUCACGCGUACUCCUCCCCCCCUCCUGAUCAAUUAGAUCCGCAGCCACCGGCUUCCCCCCCGCCUGAACUUAUUGAAUUAUUCAUUAGAGGCUGCACGCUCUUUUGCCCAAAGAGAGAGAGAUAUCCAAGUAUAUUUACAAUAUAAGCUGCUCAUUCAACAGUGUGCUGCUUCCAUUCUUUUGUGUAUUCACAUAGUCUCGUUUAAAGGCUCUCUCGGUGCAACGCCCCUUUGCUUUUUCUUCGUCUAAAGAUAAGCAGUCUCAAGAGUUGGUUAACGGGUUUACCGAUUCCCCCACAUUGCGUCUUAAAUAUAUAUAUAUUUCUUUUAAUUCAAUUUGGGCUGUGAGUAAUUGACGGUUUUUCGUACAUAUAACUUUUAGCUUCUCCCAACGUCGACUUGCAUCGUCAAGAUCACGAUUUAUAGACAUGGCAGUCGCUUUUGUGUUUGUAUAACUCACCCGUUACCCAUGGCAACCGCCGGGCUCGCCUGUUUACAGUCAGCGUGAGUCACACACGAGGAAAGUAUAAACGGGUAUUCUCGUCAAUGAUGGCGUCAUCGGAACGUCAGUGGGUCGCUAGUAAAACGGUCGGUCGUGUUAUCCAUCCUAGAAAAAUUGGACUGAGACUUGAACCUUUGAGUUUAAUUCUACUUUACGAAGACGGAGUUAAGGUGAGAAAGAGAUCUAUGCCAAUUAGGAGCCUCAAGGCAACAGCUGAUCCGCGUUGUCGAGCUGAAGAAUUCAAAUUACGUCACAUGACGUAUUUGGCCAGUGUGCCUGCAGUGGUAUUGACCAAACUGAUCUCUAUCGCUCAGCAAGUGUUGAUCGGACUGACCAUCACAGAAGCGAUAGAUAAAGUAUCAGAACAUUUCACUGUUAAUUACGAGCGUGACCUGAAUACUGUUUCAGAAUCGGAAUUAAAACGGCAGAAAGAGCUCAUGGAAUUGACGUUCCUCAACAAUGCCAUCAACCCUUUAGAUCCACGAUUUGUAUACGAUAAGCAAGUCACAUUUCAUCGACCCAUUGGUCCGUCUGAUUGGGAUGAGGAAGAGAAUGAUGCAAAUUAGUUUUGCAUGAACGGGCUCAGUGAUCUGGCAACGGUGCCCAGAGAUCAUUCUAGUUACAUGUCAAAACAAUCAAGAACGAAUAAAAAAAAUCAAUUGACCACGUCAUCUCAAUUUUAUGACGGCAGCCUGGCGAAAUAAUUACAACGUAGUGUGUGUAAAAUUCAUCACAGUAAAUACAACAGGUUUAUUGCAAGA